GCGACUAAGAAAAAAUUUCACGAGUCCUUGCAUUUCCAUCACCACCUUUGGACAUCUAAAAGCCGGAAAUCUGACAACAAUGAGCUCUCAUCAGAAAGGGAAGCCAUCCUCCGGAGGCUCUCUCUCUCUGAGAACCUCGAAUAAACUGAGGCGGAAGUCUCUUCAUGUCACGCAGAAAAAGGAGGCCAACAAAUCCCGCCACGAGGAACGGCACCGACGGCGCAAAGAAGAGGCCAAGGACCCCGAGUUGAGAAGGGUACGGCUCGAGAACAAUCAGCCGGCUAGCAUCGAUAAGAAGAGAAUAUGGGACGAUGGCGACGAUGACAGUCUUGGCGCAGUCGUAAACGUUGCCCAAUUGAAACGUCGACGUCUCGAAGAAGCCGAGGCUACGGCGGCGAGAGAGGCCGACGGGAUCCAAGAUAACCUAUCCGACGACAACGAUGACGACGUUGAUAGCAUGCUUGGGUCUGACGACGAGCCUAAACCCGACGGAGAGGAUGGGGAGGACGAGGAAGACGAUGCAAAGACAGAGCGGGAUCAAAGCCGGCGGGUGCAACGGACCCCGAGCCUUGCUCCAUCGACGGCUUCAACGAAUCUAGACCUGACCCCAGAUUCUUUGGCGACAGAGUUCAAGCAUCUCUUUGCCGAAGAGCCCUCGCAGUUUCCGAAGAUAUUGGUAACAACUGGAAUUAAUGCAACCAUACACAAGGAGGCGCAAGACAUUGCCGAACUCUUCCCCAAUACUACCUACAUUAGGCGAAGCGCACAUUUUCAUUCGCACAAGUACAGCGUCAGGGAGAUCGCCAAGUUUGCCAAGAACCGAGGUUUCACGGCCCUUGUCGUUGUCCACGAGGAUCUGAAAAAGCCAAGUCAACUUACAAUCUGCCACUUGAACUCCGAGGCAUCUACACUUGGCCCGACUCUUACGUACACUAUCCGGGGAUAUCAACCUGGAAAGAGUCUUCUUGGCCAUGGAAACCCAACAAACCAUUACCCUGAGCUCCUUCUCAACGGCUUUCAGACACCUUUGGGUCUUCUUGCCGCCAAAUCUCUGUACACCCUUUUCCCCGCCAAGCCGGAGCUUGGUGGCAGACAAGUUGUAACGUUGCACAAUCAACGCGAUUACAUCUUUGUCCGCCGGCAUAGAUACGUUUUCCGUGAGGCUCGACCAACCGAGAAGAACGUUGUGGGAGCCGAUGGUAAGGAGCUGGAGGGGCUUCAGGGCAUCCGUGCCGGCCUCCAAGAGAUUGGACCCAGAAUGACCUUGAAACUUCGCAGAGUAGACAAGGGGAUAGGAAGGGCAGGCAGCGAGGGCGAGGAUGCUCUUAAGUGGGAGUGGAAAGCCAAGAUGGAGAAGAAGAGAACACGGUUCAAUCUUUAGUUGGCCUUACGCCAUAUCCAGGCAAUUCCUAGAGAGAAGCAAAAUUAGAUACCCUUCACGGAUUUCGAUGCAUCCGUACUACUGAAGGACAACUUGACAUUGAUGAUGCAUCGCAGACA
Lasiosphaeria miniovina is the source of this 1500-nucleotide messenger RNA. RefSeq names its product anticodon-binding protein. The coding region runs from base 80 to 1381 and encodes 433 amino acids. The record is from RefSeq and is a predicted model, not a curated record. The transcript is spliced from 6 exons. Gene Ontology annotation, molecular function: rRNA primary transcript binding. Gene Ontology annotation, cellular component: preribosome, large subunit precursor; nucleolus. NCBI's taxonomy places the organism in Eukaryota, Fungi, Ascomycota, Sordariomycetes, Sordariales, Lasiosphaeriaceae. Gene Ontology annotation, biological process: maturation of 5.8S rRNA; maturation of LSU-rRNA.